Actinia tenebrosa (Australian red waratah sea anemone) is the source of this 408-nucleotide messenger RNA. RefSeq lists its product as uncharacterized. The record is from RefSeq and is a predicted model, not a curated record. Lineage: Eukaryota; Metazoa; Cnidaria; Anthozoa; Actiniaria; Actiniidae. Gene Ontology annotation, biological process: DNA integration. Gene Ontology annotation, molecular function: nucleic acid binding.
AUGUUCUGUUUACAUUAUGUUUACUUGCCUAGAAUUAAUCAACAUCUUCAUAAUUUUAUAAUGUCUUGGAAUGACCAUCGUAUCCGAACAGCAGGAAACAAAUAUCCAAAUCAGCUGUGGAUAUUGGGACUUGUUCAGGCAAACAUAAAUGCAUUAAUAGCAGGAACACAAUCAGGUGCAUCUUCUCAGGAAUGGAAUGAAUAUGGGAUUGACUGUGAUGCACCACUUCCUAAUAAGCCUGGGGAUGAUGAAACUCUUGCUUUUGAAGUUACAAAUAAUCCAUUGUCGGAAAGUGACUUCCAGGAAUUUGCUCAAUUGGUACACCCGUUAAGGGGUGAUGACUGCUAUGGAAUUACUAUAUACUUGGAAGCAUGUGCUCUUGUAUCAGAAAGAUUGCAUCCAGAAUAG